Mercenaria mercenaria is the source of this 5189-nucleotide messenger RNA. Its product is annotated as zinc finger protein 557-like. Lineage: Eukaryota; Metazoa; Mollusca; Bivalvia; Venerida; Veneridae. Gene Ontology annotation, cellular component: nucleus; chromosome. Gene Ontology annotation, biological process: regulation of transcription by RNA polymerase II. Gene Ontology annotation, molecular function: DNA-binding transcription activator activity, RNA polymerase II-specific; chromatin insulator sequence binding; RNA polymerase II cis-regulatory region sequence-specific DNA binding. The transcript has 4 exons. The record is from RefSeq and is a predicted model, not a curated record. Bases 205 to 1668 code for a protein of 487 amino acids.
UUAUCCAAUCGUCUGGGCACAUAGAGCGAUUUUAAUUUUGCAUUUUCGAAUUUAGUCAAAUUUACAAACUUUUUACAAAGUAAAUGAUAGUAUUGCUUAGUAGAAAACCAUAAUAUUUUGUUCAGCCCUCAAAAAAAUACAUUUUCUUUAAGGCCCUCUUAAAGCUAGGAUCAGCCUCCAUAAUUUCAGAGUGCGGGAAGUCGCAUGCAAGAAAAACGCUACGGAAAGAUGGACAAAUACCUGUUAACAAUAAUGGUGACCUUUGAACAAGAAUAUGCUAUACAGAAAUUGUUUGGUCGUCAUGGAUGGGAAUAUUCCAAAAUAACUGAUGAAAUAUCAUUGAAGGACUUCAAAUCAGGUGAAAAAUCAUCACCGGAAAUCCAGCCUGAACUGAACCAGCAGUCCUGUGUUAAAAAGACAGUUGCAUCAGACAGCUCGAAGAUUGUCACAUCUAAUGAUGAUAAAGACUCAAGUAACACACCUAGACAUGAGACAGCAAUACCUGCUGUGAAAUUUUCCAUGCAAAAUGAUGUAAACAAUAUGUUGGAUAACAGCAUUAAUUCAGAAGCUGAUGCUUAUCAUAAUGAUGAAGGUGAUGGUGAUGAUGACUAUGGCGGUGAUACAGAUACUGAACAAACUUUAAUGAGUCUCGGUAUUGUUGUAAAAGAAGAACUUGAAAGUGGUGAUGAUGAUGAUAAAGCAUCUGAACAUGAUGUAGACAGUAUUAACAAGAGAUCAAGUAAUGUAAAACCCUCAGGAAAAGGUAAAAGAUCAGCACAAAGUAAGGCAGAAACUAGGAACAAGAAGAAAAGAAAACAGGCAACUUCUACAGUACCUAGUGCAGAAGUUGAAGAUAAUGUAGAUAAAGGUGAAAGUGAAGUUAAACUUGAAGGAUUAUCUGCAGAAGAUCAGGGGACAGAUGAUCCUUUAGCUGUUCUGGAAACAUUACCAGACAUUGAACAUGUGUCAAAGGUUGUCUCAUCAAAUACACAUGAUGUUGAAACAUUCCUGACGGGUCCAGACGAUGUAGAUGAGUCAGGCUAUAGUGUCUCACUGUCUCUAUACUUCUGUAGAGACUGUCAGUAUACUUUUCCUGAGGAAAAAUACUAUACCUUACAUAAACGAUCUGGAAAAUGUGUGUUUCAGUGCCAGUUUUGUGAUAAGAAGUACACCUUCAAGAAUUUCAGCCAGUACCAGGAGCACCUGAAACAGCACAGGGUGUCACUUAAACGCAAAAGAAAUGAUUUGUCUUUGUCAGACAGAAUUGAAGUUUUAAAAUUGCUAGAACAAAAACUCUCACAAGUCGAAAUUGCCAAAAAGUUGGGCUGUUCGCAAGCACAGGUGUCACGCAUAUCUGCAGACAGGGAUAAAAUUAAAGCCAAAAUCAAAUCAACCAGUGAACCAGAAAGAAAAAGGCAACGUUUUGGGAAAGCUGUUGAUGUGGAGCAAGCUUUAUCUACCUGGUUUACUGAGGCAAAGACCCAAGACCUUCCUAUUUCAGGCCCAAUUCUGGAGAAGAAGGCCACAGAGCUGGCAAAGCAGUUGAACAAAAAGGACUUUAAGCCCUCAAGUGGGUGGCUUUCACGAUGGAAAAAACGCAAUUCAAUAGUGUAUAAGCGCAGACAAGGUGAACAGAAAGGAUGGACAUACCAGCAGCAGAUAAACUAAGGAAAACAUUCUGCGUAGUGAUGGGAAUUGGUCCCAAUGAUCCUAAUUGAUUGAUCCCUAGAAAGUUGGGUUUUGCUAACAGUUUGUUUUCAAGCAACAUUCUGAACACCAUAACUUAAGAGGUGCACAUUUCAAGCUUGUUCUGUCUUGUAGGCAAAACAUUUCGAAUGGCCAGAUUGUUUUUCUGUGUAAUUUUACAAAGAUAUGUAGACAAAUUGUCCCAUGAAUUCUGUCAAAUUUGGACAAAACUUGUCUGUAGCAAAUUACAACUGGUAUAACUUCUUAUUAAUGGUUAACUUUCGUAGAGAAUGGCGGCUUUGAAGUAUGUUCUACUUAGAUAUGUUUUGACACAAUUUUUUAAGUUUUUUCUUUUCAGUCAAUCAUGUGAUUUAUUUGCAAUGUUGUAAAAUAUAAUUUUCUAUUUAUUCUGCCCUCACCCUGAAAUAUUGUUUUUAUGCUUCUCAAGGAUUUUUCAAAUACAUUUUGACUUAAACAUCUUUAUAUUUUUAUCAGGGGUGUAAAAUUCCACUCGCCCGCUCGCAUUGGCGAGUUAAAGUCUGGAUAGGACGAGUGGAUCUCGCUGUAUACUCGACCGUUCGGGCGAGUGGUUUUUACGUCGUAGCUUUAAUGAAAUUCAGAAAUUACAUCUUGAAAAACGUCAACAAACUUUGAGAUAGUUCAGUUGCUACUUUGAUUGACUGGAAUUUACCCGCGAAUCAUAAAGAUAUCAAAACGUCAUGCCGGUAAUUUUCCAUUCCGAGAGCACGUGCGACCUAUCGUAAUAUCAAAUUUACAUCUCCGUUACUUUUGUUUGUCGACACGUACACAAAAAAACUCGCGUAGUGCAUUCAUUUUUUUAACAUUAUCGCUUCAGUUUUUCAACAUCACUUGAGAAGUAAUACAAUUUGAAUUCUACUAAGAUUUCAAUAAAAUAUCGACGGAAAUGUAAGCAAAUUUGUAUGAAAACGGUCGAAUUUUCAUAUAAUCAUUUGUUAAUUUCAAACAGCGCGAUCUUAAUUACUGAUUUCUUUCUAAGAGAAAAUAAGUGAUACAUACUAUGGGUAUAAAAUUCGGACUUUUGACCAGAAAGAACAAAAAACAGAAUUAAAAAAUCUUAAAUAAUGAAGAAGCGGCAGUAAUUUAAAUACAUUGAGUAAAACGAUUUUUUUGGUAAAAAGGUUUCUGUUAGUGCGGCGGAAUAGGGUACGUGACCUCAUGGACAUAAAUAGAAAUGUGGUUUUAAAAUAAAACAAAAUGAUGUUGUUGCAGUUUUUAGUAAGUUUUAAAUGAAUCUUUGUACAUGUAUUUUUUUUUAUAAAAUAUUCUUCUCAAACGAUAAUGUAAAUACCUUGAGGGCAAAUAGGUCACAUGGCGUGAAAACUGUAAUAUGACGUAAUGCCAUGACAAUCUCGUGCAACAAUACCGCUUUGAUCUCCACUUCAGAUGUCAUGAUACCGCUCUUUGAGCUCUUUGAGAGGAUGUUAAUUUAUGAUGAAAACAGGCCAUACUUAGUUUAUCAACAGAAUAAUUACCGAUGAUCGUCAACUUUUUUUUUUCGCUUUCAAGACGGGUAGAUGGAUGAUGAUUAUUGUGUCCAUAUUUUUAGGACACUUUUUAAAAUAAUUAUUUUUCGGGAAAUAAGUCUUGAGAAAAUGAAAAUAACUGAUGUUUAAUACUUUCCUGACACUUUGGGAAACUACGGUUAGGGCUAGUCUGUGAUUAUUUUUACUAUCGAUGCAGUUAUUAUGGAAAGCAACUUGAUGGUGGAGAUGACAAAAUUAGUGAAAGAAAAAUGUCUGGUGUGAAAAGGAAAUUUAAGAGUAACAAAAAUAAAUAAUCAAAAAGGAAAUGCAGUGUAUGAGCUAUGUGUUAUGUUUGAAAUUUGCUUGUUGUACAUAAUACUUCUUCCAUAAAACGUGACAGUAUUAAAAAUGUCAAUUAUUAGGGCGAGCGACUGUCCCCUAAGGGCGAGUAGAUUUUACUAGCUACUAGUCCUGCAGGGCGAGUGGUGUGAAAAAGAAUUUUACACCCCUGUUUUAAUGUACUGUGAAAUCAUUUGAUUUCGUGGGCCUGAAAUUUCGUGGUUUUGGUCAAAACAGCAAUUUCGUGUGGAUAUGAAAUCAUGGGUUUCAACUUUUGAACAUAAAAUAAAUGGGAAUUUUUCUUGUUCGUUGGGAUUAAAUUUUGUGAAUUGAUUCAACCACGAAAUCAAAGAAAAUUAGUCCCCCACAAAUAUUAAUGAUUUCACAGUAUGCAUAACAGUUACCAGUUUUCAAUCAGGAUACAGGUGCUGGGGGUAAUUUUAUUAAAAUAUGUCAGACUGUUGACUCUGUAACAUGAUAGAUUCUUAAAAAUGUAAAUUCUUAACAUUUUAAAAGACUAGUGUUGUGAGUAACAUCAUGGUCAUAUCUAUUUAAAAAUGGUCAGAUUUGGAGUGAGCUUGUUCAGUCUUUCUCAAAGUGCUAUUUAAUGUAUUUUGUUUGGUACCAGAAUGAAAAUACUGUGGGGCUAUGGAGAUAAAAAGUCCCACAAGUGGAUGAAAUAAUUCCAGAAGUAUGGAAUAUUACCUAUAGAUUCCUGCAAAUUAUUUGUUGUGAUAAAUUAGUAGUUGGAAGAAGUUUUGCUUUUUUAAGACACUACUGGUAUUUUAAUAAAUACCAAACAGUUUCACGAUACAAUACAAACCACAAGGAAUGAUUGUAGCAAAGAGAGGAAUUAACUGUUUCUAGAUGUGUGAAAGGGUCGUUAUUAUAUACAUACUAGUGAAAUACUGGAAAAUGUUGAUGAAAUAUAAUUCAAAUUUUCACUUUAUUUAUUUUUCACUGCAGUGAAACAUAAUUGUUAUACUUUCACUGGUUUUCCGGAACUACUUUUGUAUUUUCUUGGGCAGUUACUUUGGAAUAUUUACCAUUUGAAAGGGAAAAAACUGUAUAUGGAUAGUGAAGCAAACUAUUUCAAGUCAAAAUAUAGAAUUUACAAUGAUCACAGCCCGCCUAUGGGGCAUUCUAACCGGUAUUUGUACGAGUACAUGGCACUUAACCUUACGCGAAGGGACAUUACUCGGGAGAACAUUUGAGAAACGCCAGAAAAGAAAACCACAACAAUAUGUUGAAAUUAUUGGGAACUGCGUGUUGUACACAACUCAUACAACUUCACUUUCAUAUUUAAUGUCUUUGUGGAUGCUGUCAUUUAUUGAGGUAACGUUAUUUGUUUAUUUCUGAAACAGUACUAAAUUUUGGCUGUAUGGAAGAUGCAUCAUCGUAGUUGUCGCUCAUUCUAAAUGUAAAUAAAAGACGUUUUAAAUCAUUUGUGUAUAUAAUAAAUGGAAAAUUCAAGUUUUUUGCAUGGAAAUUGUUUUUGGCCGGGUUUUCAAAGAAAAAUCUGGCUUGUAGAUUAGGUCUGUCCGGGCUGAUAGAUGGCUGGAUGGGCGGAUGGAUGGAAUAAUGAAUCUCAUGUUAACCUUUUUGUUCAUUCAAUAUCUGGGCAAGUAUCUCAACUAGCACCUUGAAACUUCACAGAUA